GGAAAAUCGGCGAUAGGCGGCAAAAUCGGCCGCAGCCGCUCAGCCACCGUCCCAGCGGGCCCUGAGAUCGCGGCGACCCCGCCUCCCGGCCGUGCGCCGCCACAGGCGGGGCCGCGCACGCGUGUCACAGCGGGACUAUCUGCAUGCAGAGAUUCAAGAUAAAGCUGACAGGACAACUUCUUUAGCCACCUGGCUUCACUGUCAGAAAAAAAAGGGAUUUGGAAAUCUCAUUACUGCUCCCUUCCUUCAGGCCCAGAGAUCCCUCUUCUGUCGCACUUACCCUGAAGAUCAGCCCUGACCAUGCUGAGAUUUGGGCAGCACCUCAUCAAGCCCUCGGUGGUGUUCCUGAGGACAGAGCUGUGCUUUGCUCUGGUGAACCGCAGGCCGGUGGUGCCAGGACAUGUCCUUGUUUGUCCCCUGCGGCCGGUGGAGCGUUUCCGUGACCUGUGUCCCGAGGAAGUGGCUGAUCUGUUCCGUACGGCACAAAGGGUCGGCAACGUGGUGGAGAAACACUUCUGUGGCACUUCACUCACCUUUUCCAUCCAGGAUGGCCCUGAAGCUGGACAAACAGUGAAGCAUGUUCAUGUCCAUGUGCUGCCAAGGAGGGCUGGAGACUUCAGCAGGAAUGAUGAUGUCUACGAGGAGCUGCAGCGCCACGACAAAGAUGAUUCCCCUGACAAGUGGAGGACAGAAGAGGAAAUGGCAGCUGAAGCAGAAAUUCUGAAGAAGUAUUUCCAGGAAAACUAGAGGUAACAAAGUGUUUGGAACACAUCCCACGACACCAGAAAGUCCCCAGAAAGAAAAACCUCAUUCUCCAGUCCUCAGUGGCCCUGGAUCUGCAGCUUGACAAUUUUAUUAUGUUCUACAAAUAUGGGAUUCUUCCAUGAAAAAUUUUAUUGGACCUUUGGAUAUCAUCAAGGUUGAAUUCCAGCUAAGACAACUAAACAGCACUGGUUCAAAAUAUUGCUCUGAAUUGUAACUCAUAUUUUUCUGAAUUGUGUACUUGGGAAUGAAUCUUUUUAAAUUGUCCCUUGGCCUAAAUAGAAAUAAAGUGCCAGGAAAAUCAGGUAGCUACUGUGUUUAGGUACAUUAUAAAGUGUUUACUCCAUGUUGUGCUCUUUGAUUCAGUUACUGUAUGUAGGCUAUUUUAUCAUAGAAAAACUAGAUCUUUUAGCAGUGUGGCAAUUCAUACAAACCCAGACUUUGUUACAGACUGGCCAAGAUAAACUUGGAAA
Molecule: messenger RNA, 1235 nt
Organism: Camarhynchus parvulus
Lineage: Eukaryota; Metazoa; Chordata; Aves; Passeriformes; Thraupidae
Gene: FHIT
Product: fragile histidine triad diadenosine triphosphatase
Exons: 9
Coding region: 301-747 (148 amino acids)
Biological process (GO): negative regulation of proteasomal ubiquitin-dependent protein catabolic process; purine nucleotide metabolic process; diadenosine triphosphate catabolic process
Cellular component (GO): cytoplasm; nucleus; plasma membrane
Molecular function (GO): ubiquitin protein ligase binding; bis(5'-adenosyl)-triphosphatase activity
Source: RefSeq, a predicted model, not a curated record